AUGUCGUUCGCACCGGUCGACCCCGUCAAGUUACGGGACGGUGAUAGCAAGAAACGAGUCGCAUACUUCUAUGAUUCAGAUGUCGGCAACUACGCGUAUGUCUCGGGUCACCCUAUGAAGCCGCAUCGAAUAAGACUUGCCCACUCACUGGUUAUGAACUAUGGCUUGUACAAGAAGAUGGAAAUAUAUCGGGCAAAGCCUGCAUCGAAGUACGAGAUGACCCAGUUUCACACUGAUGAGUACAUCGACUUCCUUGCCAAGGUAACUCCAGACAACAUGGAUGCCUAUCAAAAGGAGCAACAGAAAUACAACGUCGGAGACGAUUGUCCUGUGUUCGACGGCCUCUUUGAGUUCUGUGGGAUCAGCGCUGGAGGAUCCAUGGAAGGCGCUGCAAGAUUGAAUCGACAGAAGGCAGACAUUGCCAUCAAUUGGGCAGGAGGUCUGCACCACGCCAAGAAGAGCGAGGCCAGCGGGUUCUGCUACGUCAACGACAUCGUGUUGGGAAUCAUCGAGCUACUGAGAUUCCACAAGCGGGUUCUCUACAUCGACAUCGACGUUCAUCACGGAGAUGGUGUGGAAGAAGCCUUCUACACUACAGACAGAGUCAUGACCGUAUCUUUUCACAAGUACGGAGAGUAUUUCCCUGGUACUGGCGAGCUAAGAGACAUCGGCGUUGGCUUGGGCAAAAACUACGCAGUCAACUUUCCUCUUCGUGACGGGAUCGACGAUUCUUCCUACAAGGGCAUCUUUGAACCUGUGAUACGAGCCACUAUGGAGUACUAUCAACCGGCGGCGGUUGUCUUGCAAUGUGGUGGUGACUCUCUUUCUGGAGAUCGGCUCGGUUGUUUCAACCUUAGCAUGAAAGGCCAUGCAAACUGCGUACAGUUUGUAAAAUCGUUCAACCUCCCUACGCUGAUCCUUGGUGGCGGCGGCUACACCAUGAGAAAUGUUGCCAGAACAUGGGCAUUCGAGACGGGAUGUAUCGUGGGAGACAAUAUGCAGCCCAAUUUGCCGUAUAAUGACUACUACGAGUAUUACGCACCCGACUAUGAGCUUGAUGUCCGACCUUCCAAUAUGGACAAUGCUAACUCAAAAGAAUAUCUGGAGAAGAUCCUGACGCAAGUGCUGGAAAACCUGAAGAGGACUGCGCAUGCACCGUCAGUGCAGAUGACCGAUGUGCCUCGUGACUCCCUGGGCUUGAACGACGAUGACGAAGCAGCCCUGGACGAUCUCGACGAUGACGAAAACCCUGAUAAACGAAUCACUCAGCGCAAAGCAGACAAGUACGUUGAGAAGAAUGGCGAGCUUUCCGACAGCGAGGACGAAACAAUGGAUGGCGUGAAUGGCCGCCCAAACAGCCGAAAACAGCGGGCAGCCCGAAAUUAUCGACACAUAAUGGAUGUUGGAGGUAAUGAUUCGGGCAUGGAGACAGGCAGUGGGAUUGGAACGCCGCAACAAGCUUCGAGUGUACCGGAUGAUUUGGAUGAAAUGAAUGUGGACGAAGUGGACGACCAAAUCGCACAACUUUCAAGUCCGGCACAUGCGGGUGCGAAUGGGUCUGCGGCUGCCUCAGAUCCACAGUCACCUAGUACUCAUUUACCCGCCGACGGCGACGUCGAAAUGGGAGAUGCAGAUGCAGACGGGGCUGCUGCACCGGGCGUAGACGAUGCUCAGCCCGGCGAGGAGGAGUCUACCAUCACAGUUCAACCACAGCAGCAACGAACGCCCCCGGACUCGCCAGCACCGCCACAGCAACCCGAGGAACCUGCAGCGACGACCGCUGAUAGUGGCGCAACAGCUGCUGAUGUUGCUGCCUCGGAUCCAGCUAACGUCCCGGUCACAGAAACUGCUACAGCUGAGCCUGAAGCAACUGGCGCGACAGCAGAAGAGGCAGCAAUCAAACAGGAAGUCACUGGCGACGACGAGGUAGCCAGGGCUCAGGAGGAAGGGCGUACUGAAAGGGAAGCCGCAAAUGCUGAAGGAGAAGCUCGAACAGAAGCGGUCGCGAAGGCAGAGACGGACGAGGCAGCGCAAGAGGCCGAGCUUUAG
Molecule: messenger RNA, 2049 nt
Organism: Exophiala viscosa
Lineage: Eukaryota; Fungi; Ascomycota; Eurotiomycetes; Chaetothyriales; Herpotrichiellaceae
Product: histone deacetylase 1/2
Exons: 2
Coding region: 1-2049 (682 amino acids)
Biological process (GO): negative regulation of transcription by RNA polymerase II
Cellular component (GO): nucleus; Rpd3L-Expanded complex
Molecular function (GO): histone deacetylase activity
Source: RefSeq, a predicted model, not a curated record